Prunus armeniaca (apricot) is the source of this 444-nucleotide messenger RNA. The record is from the annotation of a GenBank genome assembly. Lineage: Eukaryota; Viridiplantae; Streptophyta; Magnoliopsida; Rosales; Rosaceae.
AUGGACCAGCUCUGCAUUGUGGUAAGGUUUUUAUUGCUCCAGAUUAUAUAUGAAAUAAACUUUAAGUUUGUGGAAGAGUUGAAGAAGAGGAUUGGUUUAUAUUACAAUCGGCUAUCCUGGAUGUCAAUGAUUGAGGAAGGUGCUGUGAAGGACUUCUAUGAGCUGUGGCCUCAGAAAUUUCAAUGCAAGACAAGUGGUGUUACCCAGCGCCGCUGGAUUGUGGUGAGUAAUCCUAGCCUGUGUGCUCUUAUCUCAAAAUGGCUUGGAACAGAAGCUUGGAUUCGUGAUGUUGACCUUCUAACUGGCUUGCGAGCAUAUGCAGCAGAUCCUGACCUUCAACAAGAAUGGAUGAUGAUUACAAUGAAAUUUAUCACCUUCAACUGCAGGGAGCUAUCAUCAUCCUCCGGCAUUGUGCAUACCUAUUUCAUCUUCUUGUCACAGUAA